CAACACGUGAACGCAGCAUCACUGUCACGACAUUUUCGGUAGCGGCAUUGUUGCUCUCUGCUCGCGGCCGUUGUCUUCUUGUCCGUUACACAAGCUAACCACCUGGUUUCUACAACAAAGAUGCUAGUUUUUGCAUUUGCCUAAUGUUGUUUUCCUCGUAAACGUUACCUAGCCGGUCUUUUUUGUUUUAAAUUCAGGCACGUCGCUAGCACAAAGCUAGCUAGCUUGAUUAGCACUCGCGAAAAUGAAUUCCAACACGCACGUCAUUCAGGUGACAAAUGUCUCGCCAAGCACAACGUCCGAGCAAAUGAGGACUCUGUUUGGAUUCCUCGGAAACAUAGAGGAGCUCAAACUGUUUCCACCUGAUGACUCUCCCUUGCCUGUGACUUCACGUGUCUGUUUUGUAAAGUUCCUUGAGUCUGAGUCGGUGGGAGUUUCCCAACACCUGACGAACACCGUCUUCGUGGACAGAGCCUUGAUUGUGGUCCCUUUUGCUGAAGGAGUCAUUCCUGAUGAAUCUAAAGCUAUGUCGCUGCUGGCUCCAGCCAAUGCCGUGGCAGGAAUGAUGCCUGGGGGAGGCCUUCUUCCAACACCCAAUCCUUUGGCGUCGAUGGGAGGAACACCAUUUGGAGGUCUUGGAGCUCCCAACAUGGAGCAGAUGGCUGCCAUGGGAAUGCCUGGACCUAACAUGAACCCCCAGGCACUUUCUGCAGACUUCUUGAAGCUCAUGCAGUCCAUGGACCCCAAAUUGAAUCCAUUAGCGGCCGGACUCAACUUGAAUCCGGGGUUGAAGACCGACGCCUCCAACAAGGAGAUUGAAGAGGCCAUGAAGAGAGUCCGAGAGGCCCAGUCGCUCAUUUCUGCAGCCAUUGAACCUGGAAAUAAGAAAGACGACAAGCGCAAACAUUCCCGAUCUCGCUCACGGUCACGACGCAGGCGCUCCAGAUCUCGCUCAAGACACAGGCGAUCAAAAAGCAGGUCUCGGCGGAGGUCCCAUUCCAGGAGUAGGAGGAGGUCCAAGAGCCCACGAAGGAGGAGGUCCCACUCCCGAGAUAGAAGCCGCCGCAGCAGAUCUAGGGACAGGAGAAAGGAGGAAAAGUCUAAGAAAAGGUCAAAGACGCCCCCGAAGAGCUACAGCAGCGCCAGGAGGUCUCGAAGCAUUAGCCGGAGGCACAGGCGAAGCCGUAGUGCAUCUCGGUCCCCCAGGAGGAAGCUGUCCAGGUCUCCAUCACCCAGACGCCACAAGAAGGAGAAAAAGAAGGACAAGGAGCGCGAGAAGGACCGAGAUAGAGAGAGGAGGGAGGACAGGGACCGGAGCAGAGACGAAAGAGAACGCUCCACCAGCAAGAAGAAGAAGAGCAAAGACAAAGAGCGAGACCGCGAUCGCAAGUCUGAUAGCGAGAAAGGAGACGUGAAGGUGACACGGGAUUACGAUGAAGAGGAACAAGGUUAUGACAGCGAAAAAGAAGGAGAGGAGGAGGACGACGAGAGGAAGAGUGACUCUGACUCUGCCUCGUCCCCAAAAGGCCAGGAGGAGAUCGAGAGAGCCGAGGUCCAAAUCCCCAAAAAGUCCAAACUGAACGGAGACGAUCACCAUCAGGAAGACAUGGAGAUGAGCGAUUAAGAACAUCCCGAACCAGACGCGUUAUCUUUCCACUGUUCUCUUUUAUAUUUUUAAUAUAGGCCACAAAAUGUCUGUGCCUGAUCACACGAAGUAAAAAAGGUUUGUUGUCUUAACUGUAGAAACGUGGGGGAGGGGGUAAAAGGAAAGCAGUCCAAUAAUUUUUGUAAAGAUGUGAUAAAACAAGGACUAAAAUAUGAAUAACAUGAGACAUGAUUUUAAACUGUCAUUGCUGUACUUUUUUAAGAUCCUGAUUUUCUUUUUGUUGCCUUUGUGUUCAAACGUUUGUCUUCCUGACAGUAGAAUACACAGCUGUUUCCAAUGAAACGCCGUGUUUUGUAAAGAUUUUACUCGUCGGGAUCGAGUCCUUUCCUCACUCAGACUGUCACCGCCCAGCACCAGCUUCAUGUUUAUUUUUGUUAGGUUGCGGAAAACAUUUUGCUUUAACUGUCCGGCACCCAGUCGUGUUGCAACUGCCCUUCCUACUUACAACCCUUUGUAAAUGUACACUGUAGAUUGAGAUGUGUUGUUGCAAUGCUUUGUCUGCAAUAGGUUUUCCAAAGGAAACUAAUAAAAUUGGGUCAAACUGU
Messenger RNA from Thunnus maccoyii (southern bluefin tuna), 2211 nucleotides. It is a transcript of the gene srsf11, whose product is annotated as serine and arginine rich splicing factor 11. The transcript is spliced from 12 exons. Gene Ontology annotation, cellular component: nucleoplasm. Gene Ontology annotation, molecular function: RNA binding. NCBI's taxonomy places the organism in Eukaryota, Metazoa, Chordata, Actinopteri, Scombriformes, Scombridae. The record is from RefSeq and is a predicted model, not a curated record. The coding region runs from base 245 to 1624 and encodes 459 amino acids.